Phaethon lepturus (White-tailed tropicbird) is the source of this 523-nucleotide messenger RNA. It is a transcript of the gene EPM2A, whose product is annotated as epilepsy, progressive myoclonus type 2A, Lafora disease (laforin). Lineage: Eukaryota; Metazoa; Chordata; Aves; Phaethontiformes; Phaethontidae. Gene Ontology annotation, cellular component: cytoplasm; nucleus. The record is from RefSeq and is a predicted model, not a curated record. Gene Ontology annotation, biological process: protein dephosphorylation. The annotation marks the transcript as partial. The transcript has 2 exons. Gene Ontology annotation, molecular function: carbohydrate phosphatase activity; protein tyrosine/serine/threonine phosphatase activity; protein tyrosine phosphatase activity.
AAUUCUGCCAAACAUCUGGCUGGGAAGUUGCCCUCGGCAGCUGGAGCAUGUGACCGUCAAGCUGAAGCAUGAGCUGGGCGUUACAGCUGUGAUGAACUUCCAGACGGAAUGGGACAUUGUUCAGAAUUCCUGGGGCUGCAACCGCUACCCGGAACCUAUGAGCCCCCAAAUCCUCAUGAAACUGUAUAAAGAAGAAGGUCUUGCCUACAUCUGGAUGCCAACCCCAGACAUGAGCACUGAAGGAAGAAUACAGAUGUUGCCACAAGCUGUCUGCCUUUUGCACGGGCUACUGGAGAAUGGGCAUACGGUCUAUGUUCAUUGCAACGCUGGCAUUGGCAGGUCUACAGCGGCUGUCAGUGGCUGGCUGAAGUACGUGAUGGGAUGGAGCCUGCGGAAAGUGCAGUACUUUUUGGCUUCCAGGAGACCAGCUGUCUACUUCGAUGAGGAAGCCCUAAUUAAUGCUGAAGAUGAUUUCUACCAGAAAUUUGGGCAUCUUCGUUCCUCAUGUAAAGUACAAGACUAG